AUGCUAUCUGCACUAUUGCAAAAAAUCGUCGAAGCAAACGACCUAUUGCAUACAGAAGAGGAUCAUUUGAAUAGGAGCCACACCUCAUCCAACCUUGGCACCCAUAAUAACAGCAGCAAGAACAAUAACACCAAUACCAGCAACACUACUUUUGAUAGCACAAGUGGUGGCGGGCUCUUGAACAGUAAAUAUGGCGCAAACGUUCUUGCAUUCCAUGGGCGAAAUAUCCCAGCCAUUUCACUUCACGCAUAUCUAACAAGAAUUCUCAAAUACUGUCCCGUCACCAAUGACGUUUUCCUGAGCUUGUUGGUUUACUUCGACCGAAUAGCCAAACAAAACAAUGACGAAGGCCCCCAGGUCUUUGUAAUGGACAGUUACAACAUCCACCGUCUGAUUAUCUCAGGUAUUACUGUUGCAUCUAAGUUCUUCAGCGAUGUGUUUUACAAAAACUCGAGAUAUGCCAAAGUGGGAGGUUUGCCAUUGGACGAAUUAAACCAUCUAGAGCUUCAGUUCUUGCUUCUACUAGAUUUCCAAUUGAUGAUUCAAAAGGAAGAACUCGAAAGGUACGGCGACCUUCUACUGCGGUUUUGGAAACGUGAGCAGAUCAAACGCAUGUCUACAAAUGGAAUGGAAAGCCAGCCAUUGCAGACUGCUACCGAUUCAGACAACGCUAUGACCGACCAGUAGACCAUUGUAUAUUUUAUUCCUCUGUUUCUCUUCUUCUUCUUAUUCGUACUCGUAACCAUUUAUCCAACUAAUAUAAUUCCUUUAUUUGAACAACACGAGCAGGAGGACAGUGUAGUAUGUACAAACCACACAACAACUUUUAAGUCGCAGC
This is a messenger RNA of Pichia membranifaciens NRRL Y-2026, 838 nucleotides long. RefSeq lists its product as hypothetical. Gene Ontology annotation, molecular function: protein kinase binding; cyclin-dependent protein serine/threonine kinase regulator activity. The record is from RefSeq and is a predicted model, not a curated record. The transcript has 2 exons. Lineage: Eukaryota; Fungi; Ascomycota; Pichiomycetes; Pichiales; Pichiaceae. Bases 1 to 687 code for a protein of 228 amino acids. Gene Ontology annotation, cellular component: nucleus; cyclin-dependent protein kinase holoenzyme complex. Gene Ontology annotation, biological process: regulation of cyclin-dependent protein serine/threonine kinase activity.